Molecule: messenger RNA, 2487 nt
Organism: Schistosoma margrebowiei
Lineage: Eukaryota; Metazoa; Platyhelminthes; Trematoda; Strigeidida; Schistosomatidae
Source: the annotation of a GenBank genome assembly
AUGGCUCUGACUACUGUUCUCAAGGAUAUCUUGCCAUUGUUGGACAUGUCAGUUUAUUGUAACUACAAAUCAGCCUUAGAAAAAACGAUUACCUGUGUAUCGCAGUAUUGCAAAAGUGGAGCUUGUUCUGAACAUUUGAGAAUAUUUUUCCUAAAUGAGCGUAUCAACCAAUUAUUUGUCCUUGUUAUAAAAGACUGUGGCGUUACAAACGAUUCAUCCUACCCAAAAUUACCCGUACUCCUAACUCCUCCACCAUCACCUGGCAUUAGCUCGUUGUUAUGUUCUCAAUGUGGACAGUUUUUAGCACUCAUAUCUGAAACCUGUGUGUUUGUUGUGGAUGCACAGUUCGGCGCAAAAGAAUUUUGCCAGGACCAAAUUGUUCGUCCAAUAUACUGUGCUAUUGAUCUUAGAGACCUUUCCUCCAAAUCAAAAUUAAAUGACGUUAUAGUAAAGGUGCGGUGGCAUCCAAAAUCUAACAGAACAUUGGUUAUUGUAACCGAAAAUUCCUUUAUAUAUUACAUUCAUUGUGUAAAGUCCUCAGAAAAUCAAAGCAUUCGAUUCAAUUUAUGGCUUGAAGCAGAUCUUUCAGUAUUUACUCAUAGCGCUCUUGAUGCUACCUACCAGGAUAUGAAUGAUUCGGAUGAGAGUUCUUGCAAUGAAAACGAUGAUAACAGUUCAUCAGUGUCCAAUGCGAAAAUGAAUCUCAGUUUUGCUUUAGGCAGCAAGUGUGUCGACUUUGAUUUCGGUUCCCCACUAUUUAUAUCAAAACGCGGUUUAUCGGAAGCUCAAUUACAAGAUUGCUGUUUGUUCCUUCUUUACGAAACAGGUGAUGUUAUUCAAGUAUGUGGAUGCUUGUCCGUUCGUAAAAUGAAUCAGCUAAAAUGUAAUGUUUUGCACAUUUUCCCACCAUCAAUUGAUAAUUAUGGAGAUGAAUUCUGUGCUAUUCAUUGCAUUCGUCCUAUUGACAGUUCAGAAAUGUUUUCAUUUGAAAAACCUCCUGAUAUAUUAGUGUUAGCUGAUAAAAUUGGUCGUUUGCAUAAUGGUAUUGUUCUGCGAGCCAAUAUACCUGGACAGAAUAAAAACAAAAAUCAAACUACAACCCCUCCAGUUUUACUCUGUCUCGUUGAUAUUGUGGAUCUUGAUUUAAUGUCUAGUAAUAGAACAACUGUGCAACAGUGUCAUCCAAACGGUAGUAUACUUCAUUCUUCAAAUCAUUCUGAUUACAAUCAUUUUGAAUCUCCACCGUUGUCAUUAGAACCAGCCAAUCUAAAUUUUUUGGACCAUAUUGAAUAUAAUAGUUAUUCAAUAGAUGGUUCAGAUUUUGUUAAAAAUAGAAUUUUCGGCUUGAAAUAUUCACAUCAAGGAUAUUAUGUAAUUCAUCAUAUGGGCAUUCAUCUUGUUAGUCUGUCAUGGAUUGAGAAUCUUUCACUAUGGUGUAGUGAAUUUAACAGUCAACUGUUAAAUGAUUCUAAUAAAUCUCUUAUUGAAGAGAUUCGGGAUUGGCAGUCAUGUGUAAAACACCUUGUCUGUGGCCAAAUUACAAUCUCUUCCCCUGAUGGGAUGAAUGAAGAUAUGGAGGGAAAGUUUAGACUAGCUGGUUUCAUUGAACUAUCAUGUAAUUUCCUGUCAAAAAGUCAACCGAAAUCUAAAACUACAACCACAUCAGCUGAUUGUCGAUCAACUAAAGGUGUCACACUUUUGUUUAUUCGUGCACCUAUCCAACCAAUUGAUUCAACUGCCGGCAUAACUGAUUAUUCAUGUUUGGUGCAUUUCAUCAGUCUAACACGGAAACCUGAAAGUUAUACUAUGAAACAACGUUAUACUGGGUUGGAUUCAAGAACUACUGAUCAAUAUGAUUCCUGUAAUUCAACUCUCCGUUCACAUUUCACAUCUCAAAUAAAACAAGUGUUAUCGGGAGACAAUUCACAUUUUCCGAUGAUAACCGGUUUAAAUUUACAACCCGAUCUUACCCAGCAACAGCUGGUUCAAUUUUUCAUUAAGGUCUCUGAUAUACUGCGCAAAGGACCUCUAGAUCGUCUAAUGAAAGCUCGCUCAAUGAUUGAACAUCAUUCUAGACAGUUACAAGAUAUAAUUUCAGCUCAACAUUCCGAAGCAAUGAAGCUAACAUCUGAACGUCAAACUUUACAAUCUAAAGCUGAGGAGUUAGCAAAACGUCACUCUGUAAUCGCCGAGCGUCAAAGUAUGUUGGAUAAACGUAUGGCUAACUUAGCAACUCGUUUAGCCGCUUUAGGCGAAGGUCCUACUAAAGCUGAAAUCGCAAUGCGUAGUGAAGUUAUCGUAAUUCGUGAUCGUCUACACAAAGGCCUUAGGCAAUGGUUAUCGAAUCUCAAGAACCGUCGUGACAAAUUGGAAAAACAAAUACUGUUGCGCAAGAAAACAGAUAAAUCAUCUAUUCGUAACUCUCUUCCCAUAGAAAUAAUACUGAACCCGUUCAUUUGGAUUAUUUUGUACACCUAUGAACGUUGA